AUGACGCGAAAUAUUCUCAUCGUCGGGGCUACUGGCCAACAAGGCAAAGCCACCAUCGACGCCCUAUACAAGACCCUUAGCAGCUCGCCUGGACAUGAAGACACCAGAGUCCUUGCGUUGACAAGAUCUAUUGAAUCGCCAAAGGCUCAAUCUCUCCAAGCAGAGUAUCCAGCAAUUACCCUUGUGCAAGGAGAUACCCAGACGCCGCAGCCCAUCUUCGACCAACACCCAACCAUAUCAUCGAUCUUCGUAGUUACAGUUCCGCCAAAUGAUGAGGCACAAGCACUCCCUCUCAUUGAAGCAGCAUCGUCGCAUCCAUCAGUAGAUCACAUCGUCUUCUCUAGUGUGGAUCGUGGUGGCGACGAGACUAGCUGGUCGCAACCAACUGAGAUUCCUCAUUUUGCCGCCAAGCACCGCAUUGAGCUCCGACUGCAGGAACUAUGCAAAGAGAACAACAAACGAUGGACCAUCCUGAGACCAACUGGUUUUAUGGAUAGCUAUAACCCUGGUUUCUUUGGUCAGAUGAUGGCGUCCCUUUGGGCAGAGGGAAUGCCAAGAGAUCGAAAGAUGCAGUUGAUUAGCACACAUGACAUUGGUGUGUUUGCAGCAAAAGCACUUUUGAACCCAGAUGCUUGGGCGGGAAAGGCAACGGCUUUGGCGGGUGAUGAGUUGAGCUUUUCUGAGCUACAAGAGAUCUUCCGAGAAGUGGUUGGAGAGGAGCUACCCCAGACAUACAAAGUUGUAGCAUACCCCGUUCUAUGGAUGGUGAAAGAUGCCUCAAAGAGUUUUGAGUGGUUUAGAAAUGCGGGUUGGAAGGCAGAUAUAGAGACUUUGAGGGCACAGGAGCCUGGACUGCAGAGCUUUGCGUCUUGGCUGAAGGACUCCAGUAAAUGGAACUGCGUUUAG
This is a messenger RNA of Fusarium oxysporum Fo47, 906 nucleotides long. RefSeq lists its product as uncharacterized. The coding region runs from base 1 to 906 and encodes 301 amino acids. NCBI's taxonomy places the organism in Eukaryota, Fungi, Ascomycota, Sordariomycetes, Hypocreales, Nectriaceae. The record is from RefSeq and is a predicted model, not a curated record. The transcript has a single exon.